Ramularia collo-cygni is the source of this 948-nucleotide messenger RNA. RefSeq names its product related to oxidoreductase, short-chain dehydrogenase/reductase family. The record is from RefSeq and is a predicted model, not a curated record. Lineage: Eukaryota; Fungi; Ascomycota; Dothideomycetes; Mycosphaerellales; Mycosphaerellaceae. The coding region runs from base 1 to 948 and encodes 315 amino acids. The transcript has a single exon.
AUGGCGACUACAACAUUCGACCCAGCUAAAGACAUCCCGAACUUGAAAGGAAAAGUCCUCAUCAUAACUGGAGGAACCGCAGGAAUCGGUCGAGCAACAGUUCUAUCAUUCGCAGCCCACCAACCCGCCCACAUCAUCUUUACCGGGAGAUCACAACCUUCAGCAGAAGCAGUCAUCUCAGAAUCAUCUUCCGAACACCCCUCAGUCCCAGUAACAUUCAUAAAAUGCGAUCUCGCCUCCCUGUCUUCAAUCCAAACCGCGGCCCGCCAGAUCGUCUCAAAAGUCACCCGCAUCGACAUCCUCAUAGCCAACGCUGGAGUCAUGGCUCUUCCCCAAGCCCUCACAGAAGAUGGCUACGAGAUCCAAUUCUGCACAAACUUUUUGGGACACGCACUCUUGGUGAAACUUCUAACCCCCCUAAUGCAAACCACAGCCAGAAUCCACGGAGACGUUCGAAUAGUCUGGGACAGUUCCAUCGUCUACAUGAUCCAUCCCCUUGGAGGAAUUCAAUUCGACACACUCCAAACCAUACAAGCAGACAUGUCCCCUACUUCAGGAAAUUGGAUUCGAUACAGUCAGUCAAAACUCGCAAAUCUGCUAUAUGCGAGAGCUUUUGCGAAACAUCACCCGGAGAUAACUUCUGUCGCUAUACAUCCUGGGAUCGCGUAUACGGGAUUGAUUGAAUCGCUUAGCUGGGCGGAGAGGAUUUUUGUCAAAGCUACGACGUUUUGGAUGGCUGUUCCUCCUGAUCAGUGUGCGUAUAAUCAGCAGUGGGCGGCGACUGCGCCUUUGGGUGGAGGAAUUAUGCAAGUUGAAAGUGGUAGGUAUUAUGAACCUGUUGGGAGGAAAGCGUGGUUACUUCGUCGGGCUGGUGAUGAUGGGUUGGCUGAGAAGCUGUGGGAGUGGACGCAGGAGGAGUUGAAGCCUUUUGAACUAGCUGCGUCUUGA